UUUAUUCCACUUCCUGUUCAGUAGAGGUCUAAACAUGGCAACUGCAACGACCCCGGUUGGCCAAACUCAACCGAGCAAAGCGGAUCCUCCACCCGUCGUGUUUGAUUUUUCUCAGCCUCCGGCAAUCGAGGGCUUCACCCCGCUUCCCAGAUUAAAGGAGGAGACUUUUAAAGACAAAUUUAUCAGAAAAACCAAGGAGAAUCCAUUCGUCCCAAUAGGUUGUUUGGGAACAGCAGGAGCGUUGAUCUAUGGCCUCAGCGCCUUCAGACGGGGCAAAACUCGACAGUCGCAGCUGCUAAUGCGAGCCCGUAUCUUCGCUCAAGGCUUCACCGUCGUUGCUAUUAUAGUGGGUGUAGCUGCCACAGCACUGAAGCCCAAGCAGUGAAGACGAGACUGCAGACCAUUUGACCACACUGACAAGAGCCUUACGGUCCAUGGGUAGAAUGUGACGUCAAUAUGGAAUGUACUGAACAUUAAAUGCCAAUUGUUGGCAUUCUUAUUUUCUUUAGAUAAAGGCCCAGUAUAAGACCUCAUAUUAUAGAUCGACUGUUGGCAGAUGGCACUAUUUUCCAAACUUUAUCAAUAUGCCAAACAUUUAAAGGGGGAAAAAAAAUCAUAAUUUAUUUUCUUUCUUCUGUUAAGCAUAAAAUAUGAUAUUUGAAGAAUCCUGGUAACCAGACAGCUGACUAUUGGCAUGGAUUUUUUUUUUAGCUCAAUUUUCUGUAUGUAUUUAGAUGGACUACUAAAGGUGCUGCAUAUUGUAUGCAAAUAAAAUGGUAAAUUAUUGAUAUUAACUUAAAUCUCCAAGUGUUAUAAAUGUUAGUGUCAGUUUAAAAAAAGUCACAAUAAAUAUUGUCUGAAUGCA
This is a messenger RNA of Carassius gibelio (silver crucian carp), 865 nucleotides long. RefSeq names its product HIG1 domain family member 2A-like. Bases 35 to 385 code for a protein of 116 amino acids. Gene Ontology annotation, biological process: mitochondrial respirasome assembly. Gene Ontology annotation, cellular component: mitochondrion. The record is from RefSeq and is a predicted model, not a curated record. NCBI's taxonomy places the organism in Eukaryota, Metazoa, Chordata, Actinopteri, Cypriniformes, Cyprinidae. The transcript is spliced from 2 exons.